This is a messenger RNA of Peronospora matthiolae, 1152 nucleotides long. NCBI's taxonomy places the organism in Eukaryota, Oomycota, Peronosporomycetes, Peronosporales, Peronosporaceae. The record is from the annotation of a GenBank genome assembly.
AUGGCAGUAACCCAGUACCACGUGGUUCUGCUAUUCGCACGCCAUAUUCAAGUCGUGUCGAAGCUGAGUGGCGUGGUCGUGAUGGAAGAAUCGUUCGACGCGCGAGUAGGCAAUGUGCACGGCAUUGUUGUGGAUGACACGUUCAACACAGUGUGGAUCCACUCAAGCCGUCAUAUUUUGGAGGUAGUUAUUGUUGACGAGGACCGCGAUGUAUGGAAGCUAUUCUUGAGCAAGGCUGUGAUGGGUAACGGUGACGAUCGCGAUUUUGAGCAGGCCUUGGCUGUCUGCCGCAAUGGAUGGGAACGUCAGCGCGUGCUGACAGCACAAGCAGACAAGCUCUUCGAUAAGGGGAAGUUUGAUCGUGCUGCUGUUAUGUACGCGAAGACAACGCGUUCGUUUGAAGAGGUGGCGCUGAAGUUUCUCGAAAUCGAGAAUAAGUUCAAUGUGCUGAAGGGGAGUGUGCAAGAUGUUGAUGCGCAUGCUAACUUGCUGUUCGAGUUCAAGCAAUUCCUGCAAGAUCAGAAGAGUCAUCUCGAUCCGGCCACGACUUUCAAUUUAAUCCUUAGCCACGGCCGACCGGAUGAGCUUGUGUUCUACGCAACUCUUAUCGAAGAUUACGAAAAAGUGAUCACGUAUCAUGUGGACCGCGGCGAGUACGGAGCUGCAAUCGAGUUGCUUCGUAGCGUAGUGGAAGAGCUGUGGUAUAAGUAUUCACCCGAGCUUAUCAUUCAUAAGCCGAAGGAGGUAUACGAGGCAUGGCUGGAGGCCGCUACACUGAACCCGACGCGUCUCAUUCCGUCAAUUGUGCGUCAUGUGCACCAGAAGAGCGAUGCGGGCGCGGAAUCGGCCAGCACUACAACAAAAAGUCGCUCCGUCUUGGAUAUGGCCAUUCGGUUUCUGAAGUUUGCCAUCAAGCAGGGCAACCGCGAUCCGACGAUUCACAACUACCUGUUAUUUCUGCUGGCCAAGCACCCUGACGAGCGCUUGCUCAUUAGCUUCUUGCGCAAAAGGCACAAUGGCAAGCAUCUGUUUGACAUUGCCUUUGCUCUGCGCCUUUGCACACAGAACGAGAAGAACCGUGCUUGCAUUUACAUCUACCUGCGAUGGGGCUAUACCAGGACGCCGUGGAAAAGGCACUGCAAGUUGAUGUGA